Cooperia oncophora is the source of this 219-nucleotide messenger RNA. The record is from the annotation of a GenBank genome assembly. NCBI's taxonomy places the organism in Eukaryota, Metazoa, Nematoda, Chromadorea, Rhabditida, Trichostrongylidae.
AUGGACAGAAGGUUCAUCUCCAAAUAUAUGUCCCGUCUCGAUGAACAUUUGCACUACCGUAUUGUCGACGUUUCUACUGUCAAAGAGCUAGCUUCCAGAUGGUUUCCUGAUGAGUACGCCAAAGCACCGUUGAAGAAAGGUACUCACAGAGCUUUAGACGAUAUCCGUGAGAGCAUUGAAGAACUGCGCUACUAUCGCUCUGCAAUUUUUCGACAGUGA